Molecule: messenger RNA, 2341 nt
Organism: Trichomycterus rosablanca
Lineage: Eukaryota; Metazoa; Chordata; Actinopteri; Siluriformes; Trichomycteridae
Gene: dcn
Product: decorin
Exons: 8
Coding region: 157-1254 (365 amino acids)
Molecular function (GO): protein binding
Source: RefSeq, a predicted model, not a curated record
CUCCCCUGUUAGAGCACACCUGCUUUCUGUUGGCUGCACACAUUCUCACUGUGAUCAGCUCUUGGCCUGCAGUGCUGCAGCUUCUUUUCAUCCCUCUCUGGAUUUGUGGGUGAUCAUUUCUCUUCUUUCUGCAAACAGUACAGGUCGCUUGUCAGCAUGAGGUCAGCCUGUCUCACCCUGCUCCUGGUGUCCAUUUGCUGGGCUCUGCCCUUUCGCCAGUCUGGUUUCCUGGACUUCAUGAUGGAGGAUGAGUCCAGUUCAGGCGAUGGUCCAGAGCUCAUCCCAAGUAAAGUUCCAGUCGGUCCAGAAAUGCCUGCUGGACCAGUAUGCCCCUUCAGAUGCCAGUGCCAUCUCCGUGUGGUGCAGUGCUCUGAUCUAGGAAUAAAAAAUAUUCCAGAGGAAAUUCCAUCAGACACAACUCUGCUGGACCUGCAAAAUAACAAAAUCACUGAAAUCAAAGAGAACGACUUCAAAGGCCUCAAAGGACUUAACACUCUUAUCUUGGUAAACAACAAAAUCACUGUCAUCCAUGUCAAAGCCUUUGCUCCUCUUGUCAACCUUGAAAGGCUUUACCUCUCCAAAAACAUGCUGAAGGACCUUCCUGCCAAUAUUCCCAAGACCAUUCAGGAGCUGCGUGUUCACGAGAACCAGAUCAGCAAGAUCAAGAAAACAUCCUUCACUGGCUUGGCUAAUGUCAUUGUCAUGGAACUUGGCUCCAACCCUCUGACCAGUUCGGGAGUGGACGCAGAGGCCUUUAAAGAUCUUAAAAGAGUUUCCUACAUCCGUAUUGCUGACACCAACAUUACCAGCAUUCCCAAAGGUCUGCCCACCUCUCUGUCAGAGCUUCAUUUGGAUGGGAACAAGAUCACUAAGAUAACUGUCAACAGUCUAAAAGGGCUCAAACACCUGGCCAAACUUGGCCUGAGCAAUAAUGAGGUCAGUGUUAUGGAGAAUGGAACUUUAGCCAAUGUACCUCACUUGAGGGAGCUCCACCUUGACCACAACUUUCUAACCACCGUGCCUGCAGGCCUGCCUGAUCACAAAUACAUUCAGGUCAUUUAUCUUCAUUCCAACAAGAUUGCCUCUGUGGGAACAGAAGACUUCUGCCCUCCUAGCUACAACACAAAGAAGGCUAUGUACUCUGGCAUCAGUCUGUUCAGCAACCCUGUGUCCUACUGGGAGAUUCAACCAAUCACUUUCCGCUGUGUCUUUGAUCGCUCAGCCAUUCAGCUGGGCAACUAUAGGAAGAAGUAGAGUGCCCAAUCAGAGUGGCUAUCCACUGUUCUUGUCCCACCCCCCAUUUCCCAAACACCUUAAGAGUGUAAUUCAAUUCGAAUGUCAUAACUCAGAUGAAAUGUGCAUCUGAGUUUAUUCAAAUGGCACAAAAAACACAGAAAAUAUGCAAUAUUAAGAAACAGGCAAUACUGGGCACUAAUCUCGCAUACUCACAUAAAAUAAUAUCAAAUAUAUUGCACAAUACACAUAAAAAUAGCUUAACAUAUAUAAAACGUUGUUCCUCAUUUUCCCUAUACAUUCCAGUAGUGCUAAAAGCAUCUUGUGUUAAAUGGAACUGAAUGAUUAUAGAUAUAUUGCUGAUAUAAAGAAAGAAGCCAUGACCACUUAAAAUUACCAAGUGCACAUAUACAAAAUCCUUUUUUUCAACACAAUGUGGUUAAAAUUUGUGAUUUAUUCAUUUAAUAUAAAAGAUCUAUUCCUGGUCUCUUUGGGACUUAAGCCAUUUUUAAAUGCACAUGGUAGGCCUGCUGAGCGGGCAGCGAAAUGUUAACCUGUGCCAUAAAAACGAGCAAGGAGCUGACAUACUAGCAGUAAUCAACUCUUAUUGUCUUUAGUUUAGAAAGUGUACUAAUAGAAAUGCAGACAUCUUGCUCAUUUUUUUUGUCAUUUAUUUCAUAUUCUAAUAAUAGUUUUUUUGAUUAGAAGAUACGAAUUUGCAUUUCCACCUUCCAGUAUUUCAUUUUUCCUGCAUCAGAUAUGUAUUUCACUUCAGUUUGUUUUCUUUGAUCAUUCUAACCCCACUACCAUGUAAUAUGAGAUAGAAAACACAGCCAUAGCAAGCAUAGCUGGUUAAAAGGUAGAAUAAACUAUAAGUCUUUUUAAAGAAAGCAAUUUCCAAAGACCUAUGCUUUUUUACUCUAUUUUUCCGAAAGUACGGUGUAUUAAAUGGCAUGUUGUGUGUGAUUCUUUGUUGUUUUUCUUUUUGAAGUAUCUUUUUAGUCUGAAGACGAGUGAAAGCUGCAGGUAGACAUGGCUGACAUGUUUCCCUCUGGCCUGUUAGUGAUUGUUAAAUGUAUAGAACCUGUAAAUAAAUGCUGUAUAAAAA